Messenger RNA from Acanthisitta chloris (rifleman), 1121 nucleotides. RefSeq names its product kelch domain containing 1 (gene KLHDC1). NCBI's taxonomy places the organism in Eukaryota, Metazoa, Chordata, Aves, Passeriformes, Acanthisittidae. The transcript has 12 exons. Gene Ontology annotation, molecular function: protein binding. The record is from RefSeq and is a predicted model, not a curated record. The annotation marks the transcript as partial.
UCAAUUGAGGAAAAUGAAGUUUACCUGCCUAAUGAUGAGCUCUGGAUCUAUGAAAUGGAUAGUGGCUUAUGGACAAUGCACCUGAUGGAAGGAGAGCUGCCCACCUCCAUGUCAGGGAGCUGUGGGGCGAGCAUCAAUGGCAAACUCUACAUUUUUGGGGGAUUUGAUGACAAAGGAUACAGUAACAGGCUGUAUUAUGUUAACUUGAGGACAAAAACUGGAACCUAUAGGUGGAAAAAAAUCACCAACUUUAAAGGUCAACCUCCCACACCUCGUGACAAGCUUUCCUGCUGGGUCUAUCAGGACAGGCUGAUAUAUUUUGGUGGCUAUGGCUGCAGGAAGCACAAUGAACUGAGUGAUUGUUUUGAUGUCCAUGAUGCGUUUUGGGAAGGACAGAUAUUCUGGGGAUGGCAUAAUGAUGUACAUGUUUUUGACACAACCACACAGACUUGGUCUCAACCAGCAAUUAGAGGUGGAGAUCCACCUCAGCCAAGAGCAGCUCAUACAUGUGCUGUGCUGGGAAAUAAAGGUUACAUCUUUGGAGGAAGAGUGCUGCAAACCAGAAUGAAUGAUUUGCACUGCCUCAAUUUGGACACUUGGACUUGGUCUGGAAGAAUUAAUAUCAGUGGAGAGAAGCCCAGAGAUCGCUCCUGGCACACGUUGACUCCAAUAGGAGACGACAGACUCUUCCUUUUUGGGGGACUAAGCUCUGAUAAUGUUCCUUUAAGUGAUGGUUGGAUCCACAGCAUCACCACAAAUGGAUGGAAACAGCUCACCCAUUUGCCUAAGAGUAGGCCUAGAUUGUGGCACACUGCCUGCCUGGGCAAGGAAGGAGAAGUGAUGGUGUUUGGUGGGAGCAAGGAUGACUUGCUGUUCAUGGACACAGGGCACUGCAGUGACCUGUUGAUAUUUCAGACUCAACCUUAUUCCCUCCUCAGGCUGUGUCUUGACUGCAUUGGGAAGAACUCAGCUCUCUUGAAGAACCAAAUCCCCUGUUUGCCCUCAAAGCUUUUGCAGCAAGUGCUGAAGAAAAUCACCUUCUGGGCUGCAGUGACCCACAGGCAGGAGAGAAAAGCUGAAACUGAGAGGCAAAGUCAACUCAACAGCACAUGAACAAGGGC